AGUCAAUAGUGCAACUGAUAUAUUUCAACAGAUAUCGAUAUUGUCAUUUGGAGAUAUAAGUGUCGAAUCAUUUGGAUGUACGAAUAUUUCCUCUAGUUACUCAUCUGAUAAAGAUAUUAAACGAUAUGUCAAGCCUGAAUUUCCAAGAAAAUAAAAGCCACUAUGAGUCUAAUAUAAUAUCAAAUACCUGUUGUACAACUACAGACUUGGAUACUGGAAUUCACUAUCAUAACGUCUCUAUUCCAUUCCCAGUUAUUGAUAACCUUACAAAAUGGUUAUCAGUAGCAAUUCUCGCAGGUAUAAUAGUUUUCAACACUUUAGUAAUAAUGUUGUUGUUUCGCACAAAGAAGAAAAGCAGAAUGGGAUUUUUUGUUCAGAAUCUAGCAAUAGCAGAUUUAUGCGUUGGCUUAAUAUAUUCUUUACCAGAAGUAUUAGCGGUGAGAUUUGACGUUGGAUGGGAAGAACAUAUAUGUUAUAUUUUUAAGGGAAUUAACAUGUUUCCAAUAUAUGUAUCAACAUUUGCAAUAGUGACCUUGUCAUUAGAUCGUUUAUAUGUUAUUAUAAGGCCUGUCUCGUCAAUAGCACGUGGAAGGACAUACAGAUUUUGUUUAGUAAUAUUAUGUUGGAUUGCUGCACUAUUUCUUUCCAUACCAGGCAUUAUUUAUGUAAAAUACGACAAAGAACAGUCUGUUGAGUGCUUUUACGAUGCUGGACAACUAACAAAGCUUCAACUUAUGAUUGAUAUAAAUUUUAACCUCACAAUACCAGCCUUAAUAAUUGGUACGUGCUAUACCUGUAUUGUUAUAACAAUAUGGAAACGAGAAAGAAGUACAUAUCUGGAAGAGGGCACGGUAACUUCUCGACGCGCUACAAAUAUCAAAAGUGAUCGUUCCAAAAAGUUACGAUGUUCAAAUGUUAUAGCAAAAGCAAAGAUUAAGACUAUAAAACUGUUGUUCGUGGUUGUAACAGCAUAUAUUGUGUGUUGGACACCUGUAUGUGUUGGUACCUCAUUGCUUGUUUGGGGCAAAAUUGAGUACGGCACAACAUACAAACUCUUGUAUGUUCUGGCACCAUUAAAUAGCUUGGUGAACCCUUUGGUGUUUUUAUUAUUUAAUCGCAAGAUGUUUAAGGAAAAUGUAAAAACUCUUAAGAAAAUAUAUAUCAUAGGUACAUUUACAGCUUCGUUUUAUACACAUCUUUCAUCUAAGAGUUCAACAAGAUUGUCCGGAAAUUGAGAUACAUUGGACCAAUAUUUAAAAUAGUGUAUGCAACAAAUUAUUUGAGUGAUUGAGCCAACAAUAGUUUAUAAAUUGUGUACUUGGAGAAUUAACCAUACAAUACAAAUCAAAACUGGCUAUUGAAUACAAAUGCUUAUUAAUACAUUGUAAUUGCAUUUCAAUGCGAAUGACUAUAUUUGAUACAAUUUUUUAACUUGCAAUUAUUUUGUUUUUGUACAAUACUUUUACUGAAGUAUAUCAUAUUUAUAUUUUACUCACA
Molecule: messenger RNA, 1497 nt
Organism: Mytilus trossulus (common blue mussel)
Lineage: Eukaryota; Metazoa; Mollusca; Bivalvia; Mytilida; Mytilidae
Product: cardioacceleratory peptide receptor-like
Exons: 7
Coding region: 126-1235 (369 amino acids)
Biological process (GO): G protein-coupled receptor signaling pathway; cellular response to hormone stimulus
Cellular component (GO): plasma membrane
Molecular function (GO): vasopressin receptor activity; peptide binding
Source: RefSeq, a predicted model, not a curated record